Heteronotia binoei (common prickly gecko) is the source of this 2230-nucleotide messenger RNA. It is a transcript of the gene ARF3, whose product is annotated as ADP ribosylation factor 3. The coding region runs from base 49 to 594 and encodes 181 amino acids. Gene Ontology annotation, biological process: vesicle-mediated transport; intracellular protein transport. Gene Ontology annotation, molecular function: GTP binding; GTPase activity. NCBI's taxonomy places the organism in Eukaryota, Metazoa, Chordata, Lepidosauria, Squamata, Gekkonidae. The record is from RefSeq and is a predicted model, not a curated record. Gene Ontology annotation, cellular component: plasma membrane; cytoplasm. The transcript is spliced from 4 exons.
CCACUGAACGGAGAAAGAGCAAAGUCCUGUGCAGUUGAACCUACCACCAUGGGGAACAUUUUUGGGAAUCUGCUGAAGAGCCUGAUUGGCAAGAAGGAGAUGCGCAUUCUUAUGGUGGGCCUGGACGCUGCUGGGAAGACCACUAUUCUUUACAAACUCAAACUGGGAGAGAUUGUCACCACUAUCCCAACCAUUGGGUUCAACGUGGAAACAGUUGAGUACAAGAACAUCAGCUUCACUGUGUGGGAUGUGGGUGGCCAGGACAAGAUACGACCCCUUUGGCGGCACUACUUUCAGAACACCCAGGGUCUGAUCUUUGUGGUGGACAGCAAUGACCGGGAGCGAGUGAAUGAGGCCCGUGAAGAGCUGAUGCGGAUGCUGGCAGAGGACGAGCUGCGAGAUGCUGUUCUUCUUGUCUUUGCUAACAAGCAGGAUCUCCCCAAUGCCAUGAAUGCAGCAGAAAUCACAGACAAGCUCGGCCUGCACUCACUGCGCCACCGCAACUGGUAUAUCCAGGCCACCUGCGCCACAAGUGGAGACGGCCUCUAUGAAGGCUUGGAUUGGUUGGCCAACCAGCUGAAGAACAAGAAAUGAGUGUGUGGGGGGGAAUGGUGGGCCAAGCCCCUCCUUCUCUGUUUCAUUUUGGGUUGAUCCCCCCCUUCCCCCAGCCCCCCCUUUCUUUCCCUGUCGGGUUUGCUUUUCCCUUGCCGGCACCGGUUGCUGUGGGGUUGGGGUUGGAUGGGUUGGGGUUAAUUUUUGGGUUUUUUUCUCUUUUUCGGGUUCUGGCUCUGCCGGGAUUUUUUUGCACGGUCUCUGUGUGUGUGCGUGUGUGUGUGUGUGAUAAAUAUAUAUAUAUAGAUAAUAAAAUAUAUGGGCGUGGUGGGAGGGGUUGGGGCAGGUGGGGGUUGGGCGCCAAUUCUGUGGCCUUUUUCCCCUUUCUUUUUAAAAUUUCCUUUGGUCAGUUUUGUAUUUUCUUGGUGGUCUGUGAAACUUGGCUCUCUGACCAGAGGUGACCAGUACUCAGUGGCAGCUGCUUUCUUCCUUUCAUGUGCUGUUGGUUUGGGUGGAGUAGGGAAGCCAGGGGAUAAAGGCAGAAGGCAGAGAAGGUGCACGGGGAGGUAUAUAGCCACCAUGUGUGCUGGUAGGCAGGGACUAAUGGAUUUAGCACACUGCAAGCUUGGAACCCCUCUAGAAUACAGGGCUGUGGAUUAGCAACAGGCUCUUUUUUCCCUCCUGGGUUUCAGUUUUGUGAAGGGCAAAGAACAAUUCCCAUUCAUUCCCCCACCCCAUCCCUGUGUAUGUAGUCUUUCCAUCCUGUGUAUUGGGCAGUGCCCCCUGCUGGCAACAUUAAGACUGCAAUACUAGAGAUGCUGCUCUUCUGUGAACUUCAUGAACAAUGCAUGCGGUUAGCUACUCUGUGCUGCUAAGAAACUGCAUCUUUUAAAUCCCAGCCCAUAGACCGAAUGGCACUAGAAUGUUCCAAUAAUUCCUUUCUCCGGCGCCACAUGCAUUCCUCUGUCUUGCCCCCUUUCCCUCACGGACCAGCAUUAAUGGGCAUUGGCAUGAGCUGGUGCUGUAGAUUUGGGACCACUGCUCUCUAAAGCUGCCCAUAGCAAAAAGUUUCCCCUGCCAGCAUGCACCCUCUUUAGAGUGCAUGUGUGUGUAUACACACAGCACAUCUGAACUGUGGGUUCCCAAAACUAAAUACUUCUAUCAUGACCAAAUAUGCUGAUUCCUGUCUUGGAAAGUUUCACAGGGAUUUAUUUUUUUUUCAUGCCUACUAACUGCAUAGAUAUUGCCUCACUUAAUGGGUCACAUACUUCUCUCAUUCCCCUGCCCCUCCAACAUUUUCUGGCUCUAGUAAGGUUAUUUUUCCAUGUUUGUGAAAGUGGAGGGGUCUUCUUUCCUCCCCCUUCAAUUAUUUUGGGGGAAGGUAAUGAUUGUAUUAGGUUCAAACCCAGGUCACUGCAUGUAACUCUGAUCUGCCUCUGGAUAGUGUUGGUACUGUGUGCUCCCUUCCCCAUCUUGGCUAAUAUGUAUUUAUGCCUUUCUCUCCUCCCCCCCCCCACAUCUCCUUUUGUUUGGUGUAAAGUGCUCCACCUUCUUCUGAUUUUGUCCAUUCUCUGGGCCAUGACCCCCCCGGAUGUGUGUUUCUCGGCCCCCUGAACAGUUGGAUGCACCAUGACCUCUGUGCACCCUCCCGCAUUGGAUAUUAAACUUGUUUUAUGUA